Molecule: messenger RNA, 1149 nt
Organism: Australozyma saopauloensis
Lineage: Eukaryota; Fungi; Ascomycota; Pichiomycetes; Serinales; Metschnikowiaceae
Exons: 1
Coding region: 1-1149 (382 amino acids)
Biological process (GO): proton transmembrane transport; potassium ion transport
Cellular component (GO): mitochondrial inner membrane
Source: RefSeq, a predicted model, not a curated record
AUGUCCCUCUAUUCAUGCUCGCAUCUUUCACAUUCAAUGAGACUCCUUCCGAGUAAGUCUCGCGUGGCCAUUGGAUCCUAUCGAAAUUUGCAUCAAUCAUUGUACAUAGCCCAACAGAAAUCGUCGCAGGACCUCAAAUCUGAUAUCAUCAAGUCAAAAAUAGAGUCCGACAAAAAUGAUCUCGUGCCUAACAAUGGCGCAUCGAUGAACAAUGAUAUAGAAAAACAAGCUCGACCUACCCCUCUCCUCAAUUUGGACUCGAUUUUCGUUCUUAGUGUUCCUAUUACUACUCACAGAUCGUUCAUUUAUUGCCACCACAAGCCCAGUCUACUAAGCGAUAAGCAGCGCAAUGAGAUGGACUGGAGAGUCAAGGCUGAAAAUAAAGUGGUUUCACUUGCCAUCAAGGGAUGGAAUAAGCUUGAGAAUUCGAAGGUGUCAAUUAAUCAGAAGAUCGUGGUAUUUAUUAGGCGCCUUCUUAGCUCUAUCCCCUACGAUGAGAAUUGCUUGCGGUCAUUUCCCAGGAAAUCCGUAAUGAUUAGAGAAAUCAAUGAGGAGCACCGAGAAUCCCUUCCUAAAGUGGUGUUGACUGCCGAUAUUGAGAGUGAUGUAGUCUCCUUGGACCAACUCAAACCCAUACCAGUGUAUCACCCUCGAUUCCAAGAGCCCCAGGCUAUAUUGUCACAGAUGCAUGAGUUCAGAAGCUCGCUUACUGCCUAUCAUAAAAAAUGGGCCUAUCUCUGUGCUUUGGGAAUCCCUCUCAGUUUACCUGCUGCCCUCAUUCCGGUUCUCCCCAACGUGCCUGGAUUUUACUUUGCAUAUCGUUUGUACUGCCAUCUUCAAGCUCUUAGAGGUGCUGGAAAUCUAGGCUACUUGCUUGAAAGCAACAGUGCAGAUGAUACUAUAGAAGACACCACUCACUUAACUUUUAGCUCUGUUCCCGGCUUGGAUAAUCCAUACUUGGCUAGCGGCUUGUUUGAAAAAAUAAAGGAGGAAAAUUUGGAGGAGUCCGAAAGGCUUUUGAUCAAUCCUGAAAUCGUAGAUCAGCUUUGUGAGAGCACUCAUCUUCAUCAAGUGAAGGACGACUUGUUACGAGCAUUGGCGCAAGAAUCACGCCGCUUGAAAAAAAGUUUAGAAGAGAGUCCUGAGUAA